UCCCCUUCGCUUGUUGCUUUAUACUGUACUGUAUAAAUUGCUAUGGAUCUGAGAAGAAGGUUCCCUGAGACUGUUGGUGGUGAUGCAAGUAAAGAUCCAUCAAGUAGUGAAGAUCCUCUUGUAGAGAAAGGACUCCAGCUCUACCAAGAAGCAGAGCAAAAGGGAUUCAGCGACAGUGAUACUCUUAAAAAGUCCUUGAAAUGCUUUGUGCAGGCUGCUGAGAAUGGUGUCGACCAAGCUAGCCAGUGGAUCGGAUCGUUUCUUGGAUCAUUGUCUGCUCUACCAGCUAAUGUUGUCCUGCCCGAGCACACGGUCAAAAUACUGAAAUGGAUCACUGACGCUACAACUGCCGACAAGCAAAUCUACACUGUAGCAAAACGAAUGUUCUACAAAAUGGCCGAUGGGAAAUCUGCAAUACCCAAAGACAAGAUUGAUGAUGCUGCAACGAGGCUCCUGAUGUCCCAGGGUAGUGGCAGAGGCGAUACUGUUACUUUGGUCAAGUCUUCCAAGAUGCUUAGAGGAUCCAUUAAACGUCUUCUACAAGAGGCAGCUUCUCAGACUCAAUCUAAUGAGAUUACUGAGGAUCUUUUUACUCAAGUUGCUAUUGAUUUUGCUGAUGGGAAUUUCCAAGCUCCGAGCUUUUUGGGGGAAGAAGAUCUAUCCGAUGAGAAAUUAGAGGAUUUCAAGAAAGCAAACAUUUUCAGGAAGGUGUUCGAGUAUCCAUGGCAGACUCUCAAACAUCUCAAAAUGAAUACGCUGAAGCAAAUCGAACGAAAGGGUAUCAGGUGGAUCUGGAGCAGCUUCCCAACAAAACAGUUCUAUCUCUUGCUCUUUGCCUACCUCCUGCCACUGCUUACAGUCAAUUUUAUUGUGUCUACAAUCGCGACUAUUCUGUUCUACACUUCUUUCAUUGUAAUGAUGUUGACUACCCUUCAGAUUGUCCUCACUUCAGAGAAAAGUUUUUUGAUGCUCGAAUACUCUACCAUUAUUCAGUACUUCAAUGAAAGCAGUGAAAAAAUUGAAAUGAAAACACCCAAGAAAAGCUAUAUCCAGCAUGCUGUAGGACCUUAUGUAGCGUUCCUGGUCGCCCUUGCUAUUGCUUUGGUAACAAUGGGACUUUCUCAUCAGCAAAUUGUCUUUAACGAGUUAUUGACAGUUGUCUCCUUCAUAUUCGUAGUCGGUCUAUUCUUUGAAUUUAAUUUGUACAAGUCUCCACUGACUCUGAUUAUUAUUCUGUCUCGCUCAUUUUCGGAAAUCUAUAUGGUUUUGGAUUUCUUGCAGAACUACGUUCCGAUACCUGAAUUCUUAUUCUUUCCUUCACGAAGCAUAUUUUCACUAAUGUGGAUUGAAGUGAAUUUGAUUUCGCUGGUACAGUUUCCGAUUCAGUUGGGCAUUAUGGUAUACAUGUUGUAUAAGUAUUCAUGGAAGAACUUUGUUACUGGUCUCGGCCCAAUAAUGUUGUUCUUGUGCUGGAGUGUCUUGAGUCGAAACUUUCUCUAUCUCACUAGUCCACGGUAUUUAGCAAUGGCUGCCGGUGGUGUGCUCCUUAUGAUUGCUGUUGUUCCGUUCCUCCCAUUUCUGUUUUUACUAUCCCCAACCAUUCUCUUCUUCUACUUUGGUGCGUCUCAACCAUUUUUCAUUUCUCUCUCAGUUGUCGUUGUGAUCUCUCUUCUCCUCUUGUUUGUCGCCGUCAAUUUCAAGUGGAUAAAACAAACCAAAUGGCUCAACAUACCUCUCGACUAUAUCUUGUCCCUCCAGAUUCUAUUGAGUAUCUUGUUCAUCUUCAUAGGCUCUACUGUGUAUACAAGUGUUCACGAGCCUGAUGCCCUACCAGUAGUCACCCCUCAGGAGUAUUUAAACACUUGUAUUCCAGACACUGGUGGAAACACAAAUUCUGUUCAGACUGAGAUUAAUUGCUACCAUCUAAAAGAUCGUGUUUUUGAAGCCAAUGGAAUAAUUGUUGAAGUGAAAAUGUCUAACAUCAUUGACAAUGGAGCGCUAUCUUUGCACUCGCUACCGUCACCAAUACAGACUGCACUGACCUGUCUCUUUGGGAGUUCCGAGCCCAUGUGUGGUGAUGAUAAAGAUAAUCCAACAUGCAUCUACGCAGGCUGCAAUUUUCAUCAUAAUCUUCAGUACACAUUCGAUAUUGAACUCAGACUCAACCUCACAAACAAGACCACGUAUGAUCCGAUACCGGCCACUCUUCUAGCCGAUACUUCCUUCCUGGAUACUGUUGUUAAGUUGCAGUCGGGCACAUACUUGAAGUUCAACGCUACAUUUGUCAGUGGAAUGGGCUCUACGCAUAUCACACUACAAGCUCAGUCGUUGGUGCCUUAUAUGGAAGAGGGGGUUAAUGUGAUUAGUAUGCAAAAGAAACAGCGGAGCAAGUUUUUAUUCUCGAGAUUUGUCUACUCUCUGAAGAAAACUGUGUAUGUAUUAUUGGAAAUAUUGUUUGGCUAUACAGUGCCUACGUAGGAGGACAAGGUUAUUAAAUGUGUUGUGUGACCUUUACCAAUUAAUUUGUGAAUUAAGUGUUGUAUAAUCGUAAUCAUUUUUCAUAAAAUUAUUCAAGUAAUAAUGAAA
Messenger RNA from Halichondria panicea, 2586 nucleotides. Its product is annotated as wolframin-like. Gene Ontology annotation, cellular component: endoplasmic reticulum membrane. The transcript is spliced from 3 exons. Gene Ontology annotation, biological process: endoplasmic reticulum unfolded protein response; calcium ion homeostasis. NCBI's taxonomy places the organism in Eukaryota, Metazoa, Porifera, Demospongiae, Suberitida, Halichondriidae. The record is from RefSeq and is a predicted model, not a curated record. The coding region runs from base 43 to 2478 and encodes 811 amino acids.